Molecule: messenger RNA, 6456 nt
Organism: Mytilus californianus (California mussel)
Lineage: Eukaryota; Metazoa; Mollusca; Bivalvia; Mytilida; Mytilidae
Product: LON peptidase N-terminal domain and RING finger protein 1-like
Exons: 11
Coding region: 94-2382 (762 amino acids)
Molecular function (GO): protein binding
Source: RefSeq, a predicted model, not a curated record
ACGUGGACUUAUGUAAAAAAAAUAUUACCAUUAGAUAACGUGGAGAAAAAUGUCUAUGUAACUCGUUGCUUUUCUGUAUGUUGGACGUGGAAAAUGACUGAUCUGGCAAGACAAGCGUUUAAUACUAACAAUUUUCAUUUGGCUGUGGAAAUAUUUGAGCGUACAAUAUCGGAAAAUGGACCGUCAGUUGAUUUAUAUUUGGGUUUAGCUGAUAGCUUUGCCAAGACAGGACAAUUUAACAAGGCAUUUGAAACAUACUCUAGUGCUUCUCGUUUAGGAUCUAUAUCGCCUGAAAAGUUAAAACAUUUGGUGACUAGUUUAGUGAACUGUGUAAAAGGCGAAAAAACUUCAGAGCAGAUGUUCAAACAAUCACAGUGCUUGUUCACAUGUUUAAUAUGUAGGGGCCUGCUUAAGGAACCAGUGACAAUUCCCUGUGGACAUACUUAUUGUAGGAGUUGUCUAGAAAAGGGCCAGUCCAAAUCAUGUAAAAACUGUGGUGUAGUACAUUAUUAUUUGAAUGUGUCACGUUUAAAAACCAAUUUCUUGAUAUCGCGGGUUGUUCAACAAUGGUUUCCCUCCGAAUGUAGGGCCGCCGAUUUAAAAUCAAAAGGAAACAAUUUCAUGGAAAGACAUAAGUUUGAAAGUGCAAUAGUUUCAUAUUCUGAGGCCCUUGAAUUGGCACCAACAGAUCAUUUAUCCCUCAGCAACAGAUCACAUGCCUACGCAUUGUUAGAAAAUUAUAAAGCUGCUCUUGAAGAUGCAGAAAAAGUUAUUCAGAUACGUCCUGACUGGCCAAAGGCAUACUUUAGAAAAGGACGUGCCCUGUUUGGACUAGAUCAGUAUGAAGAUGCUGUUGUUGCAUUAUUACAAUGUCUUGCCCUGGAUCCCUCCAUAGCUAGUGCUAAAGAUUAUCUAUCUAAGGCAUUACAUAAAAUAAUCACCCCACUUCCUCCUGAUGAUCCAAAGGCAGCAGCCCUACACCAACAGAUGCAUCCAUCAGUACUGCAGCAACUUAUUAUGUCAAACUUCCAAACCACUCAGCUUCAUCCAUGUGUUACCAUGGAACAUGUUAUGCAGUUAAAAAAUAUUAUAAAUGACACCUUAGAAGCUGCAACAAAUUUUGAGGAGUCAUCGAACAUGGACCAGAAGCCAAACCAAGGGAGGGUGGAAAAGAUUUAUUAUAGAAACAGUCAACAUGAAGCUAUGGAACAAGGGAAUGAAAGAACAAAAUGUGCAUCAGCCCCAAAUUCUAGAUCAACCUCUCCUACUUUGUCAACAAAGGCUGCAAGAUUCAGGGAUGAUUUAAGUAUCAGUUUGAAGAGAUCCAGAAAUCCAAGUGGUUCAUGUCCAACAAGUCCAUCUCGAGAACCUCCAGCUAAAAUGUUUGAUAUGGCUGGUUCUAGUGAACGUGAUUCCUUGAAAGAUGAAAAUGAAAGAAAAAUUCCAGGAGAUUUAUUGAACCGUGAUGAUUUUGACUGUAGCUUGUGCUAUCGCUUGUUGUACGAUCCAGUCACCACACCAUGUGGUCAUGUAUUCUGCCGUAGAUGUUUAGAUAGAUGUCUGGACCAUCAGAGUUCGUGUCCAUUGUGUAAAAGCUCGUUAGCCGAGUACCUGGCAGAGAGAAGACAGUCUGUUACGGAAUCUGUUCAGGGGAUCUUACGGACAUACUUCAGUGAUGACUAUGAAGAAAGAAAGAAAAUCCAUGAAGAAGAAUUGGUAGAGUUUACCAGAAUGUCAGUUGAGGGAACAGCAGAGAUCCCUGUAUUUGUAUGUACCCAAGCAUUCCCAGGAAUUGCCUGUCCCCUACAUAUCUUUGAACCAAGAUAUCGACUGAUGAUUCGACAAUGUAUGGAGUCUGGAAUGAGACAGUUUGGAAUGGUAGUUAGUCUCACUGAUGACGAUGAUAAUUUUUCUGACUUUGGUACUAUGCUGGAGAUUCGUGAUGUUCAAUUUUUCCCAGAUGGAAGAUCUAUAGUGGAUACUAUUGGUGGGCGUAGAUUUAAAGUAUCUAGUCGAGGAAAGAGAGAUGGAUACAAUACUGCCAAAGUCGAGUUUAUCUUUGAUAAAAUGCCUCCACAAGAGAAGUUCAAAGAAAUCAAAGAAGUACAAAAUGAUGUUUACAAUUUUGCCAAGAUUUGGUUUGAUGCCUUACCUGGCCUUCAGAGAGAACAAAUUCACAAACACUGUGGACAGUUUCCUGCCCUGGAUGAAGAUUUCACACAGUAUCCAAAUGGUCCACAAUGGUUGUGGUGGUUAGUGUCAGUUCUGCCUUUAAAUCCACAAAUUCAGUUAUCACUUUUAGCUAUGGUACAGCUAAAAGAGCGACUUGAGGGUGUGAAAAAAGUUAUACAUUACAUGAGUUCCCGUAGACGAAGUCAAUGACUAAGACACAUGUUUACAAGAUACUCAGGUUUAUACGUUACAUUUUCCAUAGUCGGAAUUUGUAUUUUAAUGCAAUAUAUUUAUUCUUGAUAAGAAAAUGUUUAUAGAUAAUAACAUGUAUAUAAAUGUAAAUAUUCAUAAUGUUUUAUUUGUUCUUUUAACAACAUAUAUUUUUGCUUAUACAAUGGUCCUAACGUGAGAUUAAGAUUGAUGUUGCACACGUCUUAUGUAAAUGUAUCAAGAUAAUAUAAUGUUCUUAUACAUGUUUCAGUAAAUUGUAGCUGGUUAAACUUAAAUUGUUUGAUCAGGUUCUUAACAAUUUAUUUCAUUGAAUGAUAGGUAUUAGAUUUGUGCAACACCACUUUUAUUUCAGCACAAUGCUAAAAAGAUGUCAAACAUGUAUAGUUUUGUAGUUACCAGGAAAAUGAACACAUCCUAAAAAUUUGUACAUUUGUAGUAUAUCAUGAAAGUUGAUGUCCAUCUCUAUUUUUUUUAAUCAAAGGCUUAUCAGAAACAUGAGUAGUUCAACAUAUAGGGAGAGUAUUUUUUUCAGUGUUAAAAACCACUUUAUAUAUUCUAUAUUAGAGAAUAUUUCAUUUAUUUUUUGUUAGUUAACAGGCAUUUUUUUCCAUGCCUUAUAGAAGAAUAUACAUAAGCUUACAUAUAUAUAAAUGAUCUGUUAAAGGUAAAAAAUUGAUAUGCUGAAUGUACAAUUGCUCAUAGGAUAUAUAACCUUGUAAAUUUAUCAAUUAAUAUAUUUAUAAGUAUGGUAUCUAAUCCUUUGUAAUCCAAUUUAUUUACUACUGUGGACUUUCAUACCUGUAUUCACAAACAUAUUUAUGCCAGUUGAUUCCAACUUAUAUUCUUUCCCGUUCCUGUCAAUAUUCACAAUCCUCUUAAUGUCCAGAGCAUCUUUAGAAAAUACAAAUUUAUAUGUAAUUACAAAAUUUGGUUUUAAUUAUGAUUAUGAUUAUUUAUAGUUUGUGAAUAUUUACAUUUAUAAAGGAAGCAUUCUUAAGAAUUCAUUUUUAGCCUAAGUAGAUGUUACGUAAAAAUGAAAAAAGGAAAGAAAACAUUUUAUUCCUCAAAUUUAAGGAAACAAAAAAUUAUGAAAUUCAUCCCCAUCCAUUCUCCCUAUGCAACUGAAACAUACAAUACUUCUCAGGUAUUUAGAUGACAAGUACACUCUCCUAUUGUCAGAGCUGAAGUUCUGAUAUUUCAAACAUCUUCCUAUGAGGAGAGUUGACAGUACCUCAUAGUGUCUAUGUUCAUUUAAUAAUUUUGUAACUCUAUGUGUUAAUAUUCAAUGAUCCAGCAUUUACAUCUUCUUGCCAUAAAUGUCCCUAUUUAUAAGAUUUAUGCUUUCAAGUCAUGGUAGAUUACUUUAAAUGUAUAAGAAUUGCAGUGUAUAUAAAAGAUUGUCUACUAAUUGAUAAAUUAUUGAAGUUAUUUUUGUCAUCAAUUGCUUUUUUCAAGAUACACAAAAUUAUUGUGUUUUACAGAAAUAAAGAUAUAUCCACAUAAGAAAUUUUGAAUUAAAUCGUAGAGAUAAACUUUCAAAUAUAUAUCAAAACAGAAAAUUUGUUUUGAAAAGAGAAUAAGAGUCCCUGAAAUUUAUGAAAAAAAAUAGCAAAAUUCAUACCUUUUAUACUUUUAACUAUAGUCGAUUUAAGCCCGGGAAUGUCUGUAAUUCAACUUUAAUGUCCUAAACAUGUAGUAUUUAACAUAGUUUAUUACUUUUAAAAAAAUUUUAUUACCUUGUAUGGGAAUUUUACUAUAAUCUGUCAUUUAAGUGAAGGAAUGUUAUCUAUAAUUAACUUCGAUGUCAUAAACAAGUAGAAACUGACAUAGUUUUCAUAAUAUGGGAUUUUACGCACAGUUUUAUAAAAAUUGAAUAAGACAAAUAGCAUUACCCAAGAAUAUGUUUUCCUAACAUCAACAUUUUUGUAUUAAACAUUUUGUAUGAAGAUAUUGUUUUUGGUUUGAUCAUGGCUGGUAUCUAAAUGUUUAUGACAAGAACUCAAUUUAAGUGUAUUUUACAGUUUGUUUUCUCAUUUUUUUCCUAAAUGCAAGAAUUUUGAAGAUAUGAAAGAUGCAAUACACAAAUAUAAAUACAUAUAGAUAGAUGGACUAAUGUAUUGUGAAAAAGGCUGUUGUUUGAUAGAUUAAAUACUACUUUUUGAUUUUUGAAAGUAAGUUGCCAAAAAUUGAACACAUUUGUCUACAGGUAGAUGGUUUCAUGUUAGAUUUUCAAAUGUAAAAUCACUUUAAUUUAUUUCUUUUUAAAGACUUGUAAUUAUUACUUUCAUAUACAGAAGAAAGAAUAAAAAUGUGUAUAUAUGAAUCUUAAAAAUAAUUUUUAAGUAAAAUAAAUCACAAUUUAACAGACUGGAACUCAAUAUUUGCAUUGCAUUACUGACUUUUUAUUUGCAUUAAUUAUGUUGUUAAUAAGCUACAAAAAUGUGUAAAUUUUAGGCCUUAUUUAUUUGUUUGUACAGUUAAUGUAGAUAGAAUUUUAUGUAUUAUAUUUUCUAGCUUUGUUAAGUGUUUCAAUUGAAGAAUUUAGGAAAUAAUCAAAACUUUCAAAUGAAUAAAAAAUAUGGUAUAAAUGCUUAGGGUUGUUCCAUUAAAACAUACAUGGUACCCAAGGAAGGAACUUUAAAAAUAGGGUAACCAGAGGCAAAUUAAGAUUUCACUUACAUUUCCACUAUGCAAGAACAUAGGUGACACCCACCCAUAGUUAAGAUUUGGAAGUGCCUUCCCUGGGUCCCAUGUAUGAUUUCAUGGAACAGCCCUUAGCUAAUAUCCAAGUUAUAAUAAUUUAGAAAUGUAAACGGGUUAACUUAUGGCCAAUUUCCCCAUCUUACCAAUUGUGGGUUAAUGAAUUUCCUCUUGUUACAAAUAAGGUUAACGACAAUUUGUGUGGGAGUUAUCCAUUUGGAAAAUAAUGCCUUAUAAAUUGGUAUUACAUAUUUUUUUGAUAAGAUAAAUUAUGUAAUUUGAAUUUACUCCAGGAAAAGCUUAAAAUGUGUUUGCACUAGAAUCAAUGUCUUUCGUGAAAAAAUUUUGUAAUCUGUAUCUUUUGUUAGUUGUAUAGUCCCCUUAUUAAAUUUGGCCAGUUGAUCUGAUAAUCAGUGAGGGAUAUUCAAAUCCAAUUCAUAAAGAGAAACUUUUUUGUUUCUGUAAAUACAUUUUUUUUAAUCUGUUAUAUUGUACAUUAGCAUCCUUUUAUUGAAAAAGAUCAUGUAGAAUACAAAUGUUUUGACAAACACUGUAUUAAACAUACAUUUUAAACAGUAAAAUAUAUCUAUCAAAUGAUCUUAAUAUUAUUAUAUAAUUUGAUUCAGUAAGGUUUAAAGUCCAUAUCAGAAUAAAAAUAUGCAAUUUACAUCAUAAGAGUUUACACUGUGUUUGUGUGGAUGCUGUAAAAUGGAUAGUUGUCUUUCCUGUCCAGACCAAGAAAAGCAGCAUCUGAGUUUUUUACAACACAUUCUAUUGUAAAUAACCAUGUUGACAUUUUUAGUGUGAUUUUAAUAUAAUUUAUCAGUUAUUUGCAUUUAAAUGAUUUCUGUAGGGCUGACAUCAUCAAAUGUUGUACAUAAUAUAUAUUGCAAUAGUGAGCUAAUGCUUUAGUAUGGAGUUAGAAAUUGAAAUGAUUCAUUCUGAUUGAAAUUGAGCUUGAUAUUCGACCCAUUGGACACAUUUUAAAAGGAAUUAAGGCCCUUUAAAAAUUUCAUAAAAUUCUUGUUUUUUUCAAAAUUUAUUAGAAAAAGUUUUGUCUCCCCCAUAUCAAAGCAUUUACUUUGCCCUUUCUACACAUUGUUGAUAGACAUGUCUAAUUAAUUUUAUUAAGAAAAUGGAAGUAGAUGGCAUGUUUGAAGAAUCACAUCUAAGAUUAUAAUGGUUAAAGUUUAACUUUAUAAGAGUAAAGAUGAUGUUAGCCUUAAUGUUUCUAGAUUUGAAAUUUGGUAUUUAUAUAACAUCUACCUCAUAAUGUACAUAACUUCACAUAGUUUUUGAAAUUUCUAUGUAUUGUCAAGGAUGAUUAAUAAAAUAAAAUUUCAAUUAAAUAGA